Arabidopsis thaliana (thale cress) is the source of this 2134-nucleotide messenger RNA. Its product is annotated as CCT motif family protein. The record is from RefSeq and is marked reviewed. The transcript is spliced from 3 exons. Gene Ontology annotation, cellular component: nucleus. Gene Ontology annotation, biological process: regulation of flower development. The coding region runs from base 1243 to 1800 and encodes 185 amino acids. NCBI's taxonomy places the organism in Eukaryota, Viridiplantae, Streptophyta, Magnoliopsida, Brassicales, Brassicaceae.
GUCCACAGUACCCCCAACUAAACAAAAAGAAAUUGUUAAAGAGCUCUCUCUCUCUCUCUUUCAUAAAAAGGCAAGAGGAGAGCCAAGUACCAAACUUUUUCCUUCAGGGUUUUCCUCUCAAAAUCCCAACUUGGCCUCUGUUUUUGCUUUCUUUUAUGUUCUCUUCUUCUCUAAAAACCAUCUCAUACUUCCAAGAAUUUCUCUCACAAAGACCAAGAACUCAAAAUGUAUCAAGAUUCUGGAUUAAUGCUCCGUUACAUGCAAAACUGUCCCCCAGAUAUUCAACAAUUCGAAGACCUCUUCAAAUCAUACAAACUCUCCGAUGAAAUGGUCUCACUUUUCUUUCAAUUCUGUUUUUUUCAAUUCAUUACAUUUGAUUACAGAUCUUUCUUCUUUUUCUUUACUUGAGAUUGGUUUUCAAUUUUUAAACACUUUGUUUUGGUUAAAGAUUCUGAUAGGUUUUUUUUUUGUCUUUUGAUGUAACUAGUCUUCUUUGUUCCUCUUUUUCUUGGUUUACGAAGUUAAAAUUUGUCCACUAGUGAAGUGGUUUUUGUGGUGUUUAAGUGUUAAGUAGCUAACUUUUUUUUUUCUGGUGAAAUUUUUGUAGCCACUUGAUGAGAUAUUUUGGUUCCGCUGACAUGAGCAAAAUGUGUUUUUGGCUGCUGAGAAAGUUGAGUAAGAAAAAAUUAGGUUUUUUCAAAGGAAUAAAAACGGAAUCUUUUUUCUGCUGCAAAAAGCCAAAAUUUUCUUUUCCAUUGAAAAAAGGAGUUUUCUUGGGACACCAAAGAAAGUCUCUCUUUUUUGUUUGUGGGUUUUGAUUUUGAUAAUGGGAAUUUGCUCCUUUUUCACAUGAGAUUCCGUGUUCUUCAAGACUUGUUCUGUUCUGAUUUAUAAAACUAUAGAAUUGGUUUUGUGUUAUUUAAUUGGCUCUUUCUUCUCAAAAAUCAAUACUCCACUAAAGAAAGAAGAAGAUUCUUUUUUCUCUUACCCUUUUUGAACGAAUCCACUCAACAAAAAGAUCUAUGUUUCACUGUCUGAAUGUCUCUAACUAUGUUCUGUCUUGUGUGGUCACUGAUUCGAUGUUACUUAUGAUUGUCCUUUUUUUUGCAGAACAACACUUUUGUUGAGUCAUCAAACAUAUCUGAGUAUGAUAUUGGAGAAGAAAGUGAUCUUUUUAGAGCUCCUGAUCCAAUUCUUGAAGAACCAAUCUUAACCGUUGAUCCACUCUCUGCUGCUUUGACUAUGAUCUCUUGUGGUGAAGACACUUCACAAGGUCUUUGUGAGCUUCCUGAUCUUGGUUCAUUGCAGAGUGGUCAACAGCUUCUUGACAAAGCUUUUUAUGAAUGUGAGCAAGAUCUUAUGAUGAAAUCAGCUAUGGAGUCUCCAUUCUCUGAUGUUUUAGACAUCAAGAACAUCUCUGUUGUGACGACAAUCAAUGAGAACCAGGAUAUGCAAAAGAGUGUUAGCUCGGGGAAUUUGAGCUCUAUGGAUUGGUCACAUGCACAACAAGAGACUGUAAUGAUUCAGAAUUUUCCUGAUUUCGAUUUUGGUUAUGGAAUGCGAAGAGCCUUUAGUGAAGGCGACAUACAGAAACUUGGGGCAGGUCUUGUUCAAUCUCCACUAGAUAGGAUUAUUGUGAGCUGCACUUCAGAAGAUCGCCGUGAGAAGCUUUCUCGAUACAAGAACAAGAAGAGCAGGCGAAAUUUCGGGCGUAAGAUUAAGUAUGCUUGCAGGAAAGCUCUUGCAGAUAGCCAACCGAGAGUCCGAGGAAGGUUUGCGAAAACAGAGGAGAGGAAAUAGAAUGGUUCAAGAAAAGGGCUCAAAGGAAGGAGACUAAGCAAAAGGAAGAAACAUGAAGAAUAAGGAGAUAAAGCCCAUCUCAUUAGAAACUAGUUUUGUUUUAUAUAUCUAUGUAUAAACUUUAAAAUCUUAUAAGCAUCCAAUUAGUUUUUUGUAUAUAAAGGGUUUCUCUAAAUAAGCUUUAAGUAAAGAAAUUGUAGCUAAAGAAAGUUUGUAUUAUUGUAGUUUAAAGAAGUAAUGUAUCAGUGGGUGAGAGAUGUAUAUACAUAAUCUAUAAUUCUACAUAUUUUUAUAAAUCAUGUGAUGUUUCUUUGCUUGUAAGCAUUGCAACAAG